GGUAAGAGGAUGAAAUUUUGAAUUACGGCAAAACCCUUGAACGAUACUAGUGUGACAGCGUUCCCAAAGGCUAUAGGCAGCAGAACGAUGAGCUCUGUCGACUGUGGUGCUAUCCAGGGAGAAUCAACGUCGUCGGAUAACGGCGACCAACCUCAACGUCCGCCCAAAGUCCCUAGGAUCGAAGAAGAAGAACAACAGGAGGAGGAAGUUGAAAGCAUGAAGCCACCAAAACCUGGAUUACAGCGUUAUCUUGUGGCUUUUGAAUAUAUUGGCACCCAUUUUUCCGGCUCCCAGCAACAACGCGAUCAGAGAACUGCUGUUGGUGUUCUUCAGAAUGCUUUUCAGAAAUUUGUAGGGCAACCAGUUUCAGUUUUUGGCUCUAGUCGAACGGAUGCUGGCGUUCAUGCCUUGUCAAAUGUUUGUCAUGUAGAUGUUGAACGCACUAGUAAGAGGAAGCCAGGUGAAGUGUUGCAACCGCACGAACCUGCUGUUGUUAGAAGAGCUGUGAACCAUUUUUUACAGAAAGAAGGUGACAUAAUGGUUAUUGAUGUACGUAGUGUUCCCUCUUAUUUUCAUGCCAGAUAUAAGGCUCAAGAGCGCACGUAUUAUUAUCGCUUGCUGUCAGGUCCAGAAUCACUGUCAACAUUUGAGAGAGAUCGGGCAUGGCAUGUUCCUGAUGAACUAAACCUUCAAACUAUGCAGGAAGCAUGCAAGGUUCUUGUUGGACACCAUGAUUUCAGUUCAUUUAGGGCUGCUGGUUGUCAGGCUAAGUCUCCUGUUAGGACAUUAGAUGAGCUUCAUGUCAGCGAAUCUGUUUCUGUUCCAUAUUUUCCAUCCUUCACUGAGAGGGAGCAGUGUAAUUUCAGCGUUCAGGAUUCUCUAAAUAAUAGUGGAGAAGAGCUCAUUGAAUCAUGUCAACAGUUUGGAAUCAGGAGAGGACACCGUUGCUUGGUAGUUAAAGCACGUUCGCGCUCCUUUCUAUAUCAUCAGUGAAAUGUAUCCUGAAUGCAAGAUCCGUCACUGCUGCCAGUCCCAUGGCUCCUGCUUGUGGCUUAUACCUUGGCCACGUUAAAUAUGAUUUCAACUGAUGGUGAAUUGUUUCUGGCUGAAAAAACCAUGCUGAUUUUGAUGGAAUUGGUUGGGGUAUUCUUUUCAAAUUUAUGGUGCCCGUAUUACGUUUUGAUCUUUCGUGGGAAAUCUUAAUAGCAGCAUAUUCCAAAAUAUUAUGAUUUUGACAUUUAUUAAUUGUUGUUAGCUUUAUAUUUGAGGCCUUAGGAACAGCACUUUAAUGGUAUCUUACACGUUACUAUUUUUUCACAAAUGCUUGUCAUUGAUCAUUUCUUUACAUAGUGUUUUUAAUGCAUGGUUGAUUUGCAUUGAUCUUUUUCAAUUACAGAAACUUUCAUAUAUCUGCAAACAUAAAUGGUCAUGGGUCUGGUAAGUACCUGUAUCAAAUUGUUUGUUGAUACGCAUUUUUAUAUUCUUGUGUGUAAGUUUGUGCACCCGUUAAGACUUGAGUUUAAUUAGAUGGUAACAAGCUAACGAUGAACAACUUAGGAUGAACAUUUAAAAUUUUAUCUUAACAAUGAACAAAGCAAAGUUUGUUGAACCAAUCUUUGAAGAACCUUUCAAACGAAUUUUUUUUCCAGAAAAGUCAAAAGUGGGGAAUUUUCACUUUGAAAGCAUUAAAAAUAAUCAAUUUUGAAUGAUUAUAAUCACAACUAUUGUCUGAAGGCCAAAACAUAGUGCAGGUCAAAAUGGGACUUAUUGCUAGGACUGCAAUGGUCCAAAAAGGGAUUGGAAUUCCAAAAUUUCAAGGAUCGGAGGUAGGACUUGAUUUUGAUUAGGCUUUAUGACCCGGUAGAUCAGUUUAUGCUUCUAUCUCUCUCUCUGUUUUUUUUUUUUUUUUUUUUUUUUUUUUCGGCAUUGGUUUAAAUUUUUUGUGCAUCAAUUUGACUUUACAUAGUUUUAAGAAGGUGACUUGAAUGGUGUAAAAUAUGUUGUAAGUGGGUUUGUAAGGGAAUACAAAAUUAUAGAGAAGAAAUAGUGGUGUAAUAGUUUAUAAAACUAAAUUUAAGGCAAACUACUUUAAUAAAUUUGCUAACUUAGAUUUAUUCCUAUCAUAAUCUUUAAUGUGUCAACAAGUAAAAUAAUAAAAAUACAUAAAUCGUACAAUCAAGAAUUUUGUGUAGAUUGAUGCUGAAAUCAAGAUAAAUGCAUGGGAGAUAAUAAGAAAUCUAAACCAACAACCCGACAACACUUGGAAAUUCAACGAUCUUGAAAUAAAGCUUUGAUUUUUAACUUUCUUUGAAGAGUUAUUGAAGCACAAGGUGUGAAGAAACGAAUAGUAUUUCAAAUGAGAAUGACCACCUCAUGUAAUGAUCACUUUGAAUUGUCAAAUUACUUAGAUCACGUCUUGGAACUAAGUUUUUCCACCUAUUAAUCUUCACCACACAUCUUGAGGCCUGAGCUGAAUAUGUAAGAAUAACUCAUGCAAAGAAUUUACUAAAAUCUAUAAAAAAAAAAACCAAAUUUACCUAGCCUUUUGUCCAAAAUGCAUGAGUUUGAAAGCAAUAGAUUUCCUAAGCUUGGUACCCUCCCCCCCC
Molecule: messenger RNA, 2606 nt
Organism: Chenopodium quinoa (quinoa)
Lineage: Eukaryota; Viridiplantae; Streptophyta; Magnoliopsida; Caryophyllales; Amaranthaceae
Product: tRNA pseudouridine synthase A-like
Exons: 9
Coding region: 88-993 (301 amino acids)
Biological process (GO): tRNA pseudouridine synthesis
Molecular function (GO): pseudouridine synthase activity; RNA binding
Source: RefSeq, a predicted model, not a curated record